Molecule: messenger RNA, 2574 nt
Organism: Anopheles marshallii
Lineage: Eukaryota; Metazoa; Arthropoda; Insecta; Diptera; Culicidae
Gene: mbt
Product: serine/threonine-protein kinase PAK mbt
Exons: 5
Coding region: 1-2574 (857 amino acids)
Biological process (GO): protein phosphorylation; regulation of MAPK cascade; intracellular signal transduction
Cellular component (GO): cytoplasm
Molecular function (GO): ATP binding; protein serine/threonine kinase activity
Source: RefSeq, a predicted model, not a curated record
AUGUUUUCGAAGAAAAAGAAAAAGCCACAAAUUUCCUUCCCGAGCAAUUUCGAGCACCGUGUACAUACGGGCUUUGAUAAGCGGGAAGGUCGGUACGUCGGUUUACCAUUGCAAUGGGCGUCGAUCGUUGGCAAUAAUCAGAUACUGAAAUCAUCCAACCGUCCGUUGCCGUUGGUCGAUCCGUCCGAGAUCACACCGACCGAAAUACUGGACCUAAAGACCAUCGUGCGGCCCCACGGUCCACCGGGCCCGGGAGGAAAUGUGGCCGUACCGGGUACGGGUGCAUCCGAACCGGGGAAACUCAUACUGCCGAAAACAUCUAAUGUAGCACGUUCGAAUUCACUUCGAAGCUCCAGUCCACCGCGGGUACGCCGUGGAGAUUUGCGUGCCAAUACCAAUGUGCCACCAUCCGUGCCGGAGGAACCGAUGCAACCGCCGCAACAGCUUGGCGGAGGCCAAUCUCCUUUCCCUGGAAUGAACAAUAACAGCUUCCCGUCGAUGCAGCCACCCGCCAAGGGGCCGACGGGUGGAACUUAUCCACCAAUUUCGCCCGCGGGAACGACGUUGGAGACGAACUUUAACAACAAUUUCGAUGCACACCAUCAACAACUACAUCAGCAGCAGCACCAGUUGGCAUCAGGAAUGGCGCAGCACCAAAUGCAUAUGCACCACAUGCAGCAACAGCAGCAGCAGCAGCACCAUCACAUGCAUUCCCAUCAAGCUCAAGCAGGCGCUGUUGGCGGGAGCAGCGUACAAGCGGCAACAGCAGGCCAUGCAAUCGCCCCGCAUAUGAACGGUGGCAAUCUGAUAGCGGGCAACAACACGAACAGCAGCAACAUGUCUACGGCUGCUUCGACCAAUGGUACGGGCUCGAACGGAAACCUCUCCAAUCCGGUCAGUGUGCUAACGGAAACGUCUUCGCUAUAUCAUAACAGAUCACAAAAAUCCUCACCAACUGGUUCGGAUGGUAUGCACCGGCAGUAUCCUAAUGCAGGCUAUGCUGGCCAGCUACCGGGCAACAACAAUUUCCACGGCUCGAGUAUGAUGGCAGCAGGUGGUGGACCACCUCCACUGCACAGUAAACCACAGCCCGGUCCGAACCAUCCCGGGCAGGAGGGUUCCAUGGUGAACAACCAUGGCACACUCAGCCAGCAUGGUCACAUGGGAGAUGCAAACAACGGCAACCAUCUUCCACCCGGUCAUCCGGGUCAUCACCAUCACCACCACCAUCCGCACGGUAUUAUGGGACCCGGUGGUUCGGCUGGAACACCCCAACUGUCCGGUUCACAGCUGUCCCCAACAAACGUUCAUCACCAUCAUCAUGCCCAUCAGCAGCAGCAACAACAACAAAUGCAGGUUCCAUUGCAGAUGGGCAAUAAUCAGAUGCCAAAUCACCACCAUCACCAUAAUCACAAUGCAAAUGCGCUACACCAGCAGAAAAUGCCAUCGCCGUCAUCGGUAUCGAACGCCAACACGGGUGGCACACAAGGUGCAGCGGCCGCAGCAGCAGGACUUGGCGCACCGGAUCCGAACCACAUGUUUAACAACAAUUCCAUCAGCAACGCGAAGAGCAACUCGCGUGCAUCGAGCUCCAGUGGUGGUAACGUAUCCGUUGCCCAAAGUACCUCAUCCACCACACAGAGCGGACAGAGUCAGCAGCAGCCACCGGUAAAAACGGAACAAAGGCUUACACAUGAACAGUUCCGUGCCGCACUACAGAUGGUGGUGUCUGCGGGUGAUCCGCGUGAAAAUCUGGAAAAUUACACAAAAAUCGGCGAAGGUUCAACCGGUACCGUCUGCAUUGCGACAGAUAAAUCCACCGGUCGGCAAGUGGCAGUCAAGCAGAUGGACCUGCGAAAACAGCAGCGCCGUGAGUUGCUGUUUAACGAGGUUGUUAUUAUGCGUGACUAUCACCAUCCGAAUAUUGUGGAAACGUACAGCAGCUUCCUGGUGAAUGAUGAACUGUGGGUAGUGAUGGAAUUUUUGGAGGGCGGUGCGCUCACCGAUAUCGUGACACAUUCCCGCAUGGACGAGGAACAAAUUGCUACCGUUUGCAAACAGUGCCUUAAGGCUUUGUCCUAUCUUCAUUCACAGGGUGUUAUCCAUCGGGAUAUCAAAUCCGAUUCAAUUCUGCUAGCGUCGGACGGACGGGUAAAGCUGUCCGACUUUGGUUUCUGUGCACAGGUGUCGCAAGAACUGCCGAAACGCAAAUCGCUCGUAGGUACACCGUACUGGAUGUCGCCGGAAGUUAUCUCCCGGUUGCCGUACGGACCGGAGGUAGACAUCUGGUCGCUCGGUAUCAUGGUGAUUGAGAUGAUCGACGGUGAGCCACCGUUCUUCAAUGAGCCACCGCUGCAAGCGAUGCGACGCAUCCGCGAUAUGCCACCGCCAAAGCUGAAGAACUCACACAAAGUGUCCAGCCGGCUGCAGAACUUCCUCGAUCGUAUGCUCGUGCGUGAUCCGGUGCAGCGUGCCACCGCGUCGGAAUUGCUGGCGCAUCCGUUCCUAAGGCAAGCGGGACCACCAUCGUUACUUGUUCCAUUGAUGCGUGGCGCACGGCACAGUAAUUGCUAA